Xiphias gladius (swordfish) is the source of this 2960-nucleotide messenger RNA. RefSeq names its product copine II (gene cpne2). Bases 242 to 1885 code for a protein of 547 amino acids. Gene Ontology annotation, cellular component: plasma membrane. Gene Ontology annotation, biological process: cellular response to calcium ion. Gene Ontology annotation, molecular function: calcium-dependent phospholipid binding. The record is from RefSeq and is a predicted model, not a curated record. Lineage: Eukaryota; Metazoa; Chordata; Actinopteri; Istiophoriformes; Xiphiidae. The transcript has 16 exons.
CAACGUAGUCCGGGCUACGAGGAUGAUUUACGUUCACACAUUGUUGCGUCUUCCAAGACACUCGGGAUAAAAAUGGCAACAUCAUCUUCAGCUUUCACACUUCUGUAGAGUAAAGUGCUUUGGGGCUUGUUGUUUUUUAUUUUGGUCCUUACUGUGCGCAAUAAUUAAAGAAAUCGUCAACUUAAAAGCGGCGAGCAAGUUGGGCGUGAUUUACUGAGGUGAUUAGUUGUGACUUCAGAUUAUGGCCUACACUCUAGGCUCAGCCACUGAGGGCCAGACACGCAGUGUUGGACCUCAGCAUUGCGUCACUCGGGUAGAGCUGUCCGUCACUGCAGCCAACCUGCUUGACCGGGACGUAGCCUCCAAGUCAGACCCCUUCUGUGUGCUCUUCCAUGAAGUGGAUGGAAACUGGGUGGAGCUGGGCCGCACUGAAACAGCUGUAAACAACUUGAAUCCAGUGUUUGGAGUGAAGUUUAAGGUGGACUACCACUUUGAGGAGAUCCAGAAACUUCGCUUUGCCAUGUUCGAUGAAGACAAGUGUGCCACGCAGCUCUACGAACAUGACUUUCUGGGAGAAUUCAUUUGUACGCUGGGAGUGAUUGUAUCCAAUAAGAAACUUCACAGACCACUGAUCUUAGCCAAUGGGAAGCCAGCUGGGAAAGGAUCCAUUAUGAUAACAGCUCAGGAGCUGUCUGACAACAGAAUCAUCACUUUGACCCUGAGUGGGCGUAAACUGGAUAAGAAGGACUUCUUUGGGAAGUCAGACCCCUACCUGGAGUUUCACAAACAGGGAGAAGACGGUAAAUGGAUGCUGGUGCACAGGACAGAGGUCAUAAAGAACACUCUAGACCCAGCAUGGAAACCUUUUACUGUGCCUCUCAUUUCCCUCUGCGAUGGAGAUGUGGAUAGAAACAUCAAGGUUCUGUGUUAUGACUAUGACAAUGAUGGAGGCCAUGACUUCAUAGGAGAGUUUCAAACCACUGUUACCAAGAUGAGUGAAGCCCAGAACUCAGUGGAGGUGGAGUUUGACUGCAUCAACCCCAAAAAACAAAAGAAGAAGAAGAAUUAUAAAAACUCUGGAAUUAUCAUUGUCAAGUCAUGUAAGAUUACAAGGGACUACACUUUUCUGGAUUACAUACUUGGAGGAUGCCAGCUCAUGUUUACUGUCGGUAUCGACUUCACAGCAUCCAAUGGGAACCCUCGGGACCCGUCCUCCCUCCAUUACAUCAACCCACUGGGCAGCAAUGAGUAUCUCGCUGCAAUCUUAGCUGUGGGUCAAAUUAUACAGGACUAUGAUACCGACAAAAUGUUUCCUGCUCUGGGAUUUGGAGCGCAACUCCCGCCAGACUGGAAGGUGUCACAUGAAUUUGCCAUCAACUUUAACCCCACCAACCCCUUCUGUUCAGGUGUGGAAGGCAUUGCCCAGGCCUACUCUGCCUGUCUCCCUCACAUUCGUUUCUAUGGCCCAACGAACUUUGCUCCAAUUAUCAGCCAUGUAGCACGUUUUGCUGCCCAGGCCCUUCAACAAGAGAAAGCAGCGCAGUACUUCACUCUCCUCAUUAUAACAGACGGUGUCAUCAGCGAUAUGGAUGAGACACGUCACGCCAUCGUACAGGCGUCUAAGCUACCCAUGUCCAUUAUCAUCAUCGGUGUGGGCAAUGCAGACUUCGCUGCCAUGGAAUUCCUAGAUGGAGACGUCAGUGUUUUGAGGUCCAACACAGGAGAGGAGGCUGUUCGAGACAUUGUGCAGUUUGUCCCUUUCAGGGAUUUCCGUAAUGCACCCAAGGAGACUCUUGCAAAGUCGGUCCUGGCUGAGCUGCCGCAGCAGGUCACCCAGUAUUUUAAACAGCGGAAUCUCGCGCCCAUCAACCCGGCACCGGAGUGAGACGUCCUGAAGACGAGAGUCCACAUGCUGUACAAUAGCUCAGCAAAACCUCUCUUUUCCUUUAUGGCAAUCAAUACAGAUUGAAAGUGUGUAUAUACGCUGUGAACAAAAAUGAGUUGUGGACAAAAAAAAAAAAAUCAAACAUUGAAGACAUCCCUGCAAUUUUAUUUGCAAAGUCUAUACUGCUCAAGGAAAGUUUGGUCAGUAUCCAGUGUGAAUCCAUCAUAAGUGAUAUUCUCUGUUUCUUAAGCUUUCCAGUAAACAGAUCUAUGAUGGUAAUGUGUAAAGGACCUUGCAUGUCUGAAGUGAUGGCAGGUGUCUCCAUAUGUUUAUAUGAAUAUGCAGGUAAAGCACUGCUCUUUUUUAGAGGAAUGAAAAAUAUCUCAAUUCAUCAGAAUAUUGGGGGGGGUUGUUUGUUUUGGGGGUUUUUUUUGUUUUGUUUUUUUUUGCCUGUGUGUCUUGUGUCUGAUACCAUGUGAUACAUACAACUCCUUGGUGUAAAGUCCCUUGUAAGCUGAACUAUAUCAGUGGUUGAUAUCCCGUUGUCUUAUGGAUCCUUCUGAAGUAGCAGAUCAGAUGAAGGCUGCUUUUAUGCUCAUGCGUGAUGGACUCGCAGAUUGAGUCUGAAUAGAGCACUCUUUCUUAACCCCUGCUCCAUUUCUUAUAACCUUGGUUCAUCCUGCAUGUUGCCAAUAUCUACUCACUGUUUACAAAUUGAUGCUGAUGAACACAAAUGCAUGAUUUUUUUUUUCAAAUGUAUUUAACACAUUUUGUAAAUAUUUUAGUGAGAUAAUGUUGGAAAGCAAAGGAAGUACAUCUUUCUUUACAUGGCAAAGAAGAAUGUGUCAGAGAAGGCUAUUUCUGUCAGAGUUUUAAUGAGCAGAAGCAGACGAGAAGUUUCUGAUACGCAUAGAUAUCGAAUGUAUAUUUAUAUGAUGCUGUUGAUGUUCUGAUAAGCCAAUGUUUUUAAUGUACUUUUUAUGCAGUGCUGAAUUGUGUACUUAAACUGCUACUCUGUGUAUUACUGUGCAUCUUUGUACUAAAUGUGAUAUAAAUUUUCUAAAGUUGUGUUUAU